CGGAGCCCAGAGACACACAGCCCAUUGUUCGCAUCACUCACCCGGCGCCUCCGGACAAAGGGCGCGCUCUGCCCAUCUACAGCACGCACCCGGCCGCCGCAGGUGACCCGACCGGGCUGAGGGGACCCCGACUGCAUUGACCCACAUCCGACCCAUUCAUCAUGCCAAGGAAGAAGGUGACAGAUGGAGCUGGACCUGGAAAUGGCGCUGCCCGUCCUGGAGGCCGGAAGAAACCUGCGGGCAAGAAGAGAGACAGAGAUGAGUUCAGCAGCGAUGACGAUGAUCUGGAUGGGAGCCCUGGCUCUGACGGAUUCCAGGGGCCCAAUAGCAAACGUGGAGCUGGAGGCAAGGGCGGCAAAUCCCCGGCACCAGCCGCAGUCAUAGUCAACGAGCCCGAGCACACCAAGGAGAAGAUUAAACUCGAAGGCUCUAAAGCAAAGGGUCAGUUGUUGAUUUUUGGUGCAACCAACUGGGAUUUGAUUGGACGGAAAGAAGUGCCUAAACCGCAAGCUGCUUAUCGUAACUUGGGCCAGAACCUGUGGGGACCUCACCGAUACGGCUGUCUGACAGGGGUACAGGUCCGAACUGUGGCCUCCGGGCCCUGUUCUGCUCACAGUAUACUUAUCACCACAGAGGGGAAGGUGUGGAGUUGGGGCCGAAAUGAAAAGGGCCAACUCGGACACGGCGAUAUCAAGAGGCUGGAUGCCCCAAAGCCCAUUGAGAGUCUUAAGGAUGAAGUGUUCGUGUACGCGUCCUGCGGGAGGAACCACACACUGGCACUGACAGAGACCGGAUCAGUCUAUGCAUUUGGAGAGAAUAAGAUGGGUCAGCUCGGCCUGGGCAAUAAGACAGACGCUGUGUCCAGUCCAGCUCAGAUUUUGUAUAACGGGCAGCCGAUCACUAAGGUGGCAUGUGGAGCAGAGUUCAGUAUGAUCAUGGACUGCAAAGGGAACCUGUAUUCCUUCGGAUGCCCCGAGUAUGGACAGUUGGGUCACAACUCUGACGGCAAGUACAUAGCACGGGCUCAGCGGAUUGAGUACGACUGCGAACUUAUACCGCGCCGAAUCGCUAUUUUUAUUGAAAAGACAAAGGACGGACAGAUUCUUCCAGUGACCAAUGUGGUUGUGAGGGACAUAGCCUGCGGGGCCAACCAUACGCUGGUUCUGGACUCUCAGAAACGCGUCUUUUCCUGGGGAUUUGGUGGGUACGGCCGACUGGGACACACCGAGCAAAAAGACGAGAUGGUCCCACGACUUGUGAAACUAUUUGAUUUCCCCGGACGCGGCGCCUCUCAGAUCUAUGCAGGAGCGACCUGCUCUUUUGCUGUCAGCGAGAUGGGUGGACUGUUCUUCUGGGGAGCAACAAACACAUCACGUGAUUCCACCAUGUACCCCAAAAGUGUGCAGGAUUUAUGUGGAUGGAAAGUUCGCAGUCUGGCCUGUGGAAAAAGCAGUAUUAUCGUGGCAGCUGACGAGAGCACAAUCAGCUGGGGACCCUCGCCAACCUUUGGAGAGCUGGGUUAUGGGGACAACAAGGCCAAGUCCUCCACCACAGCUCAGGAGGUGAAGACAUUAGACAGCAUCUACUCAGAACAGGUGGCCAUGGGCUAUUCGCAUACCCUGAUUGUGGGCCGAGAUGAAACGGAACAGGACAAGGAGAAGCUGAAGAAGCUCCCGGAGUACAACCCUCGCACCCUGUGAUGUGCUUUUUUCUGGUUUGGGAGGAGACUACAUAACAACCACUCCUCUCAUCCACCCCUAGUGACCCCUGCAGUGCCCUCCACUGUGGCAGGUGGCUCCAGCACUGACAGGGGCGAGGCAGCUGAACCUAAACCAAGGGGACUGGAAAUCCUCAAACACAUUCCUCAAGUUUUCUCCCACCUCCAAUUUUCCAGGAAAAAAAAAAAAACUUUUAAAAUCUGGUGUUUCCAUGGUGGUUAUGUUUCUAUGGAAACGUGAGGGACCACUCCGGGACCUGACUUUACUCCCUUUACUCUGCCGUAUGCUGCUGCUUCAGUUCCUUCCCAAUCCCCAUCCCACCCCAUCCGCUUCACCGCACGGUGCCGCCUGAUGCAAAGCAGAGUGCGCCCGGCGCUGAACUGCAAUCCAAACCCUUUGUGAGUUUCCAGAAUCGGUGCCUUGCGAUACGAGUGUUACUGGCAGCGUGAGCGGGCUCUGUUCCAGCAGUGCUGCACUAUUGGUGCCUUUCACUUACACGUGGUUGUGGUCGGCGCACGGCCCGGUCCACACUCCACCCGUGCGUUUACCAGCCUUGUUACAUAGAAAACCCAUUAUAAAGCUCCUUAUUUUAGUUUUCUUGUUAGAAAUAAAGGAAAAAAAAAACUUAAUGUCUCCUCUCCCCCUUUUAGCAUCAUCAGUAAGAUGAGCUGUCACUUCACUUGAAGCUAGUGCUCAUCCACCAUUUUGUCCGUGCAGAAAGUUUAAGGGUUCUUGCAAAUGGCAAUAAUGCGACCUUUCCGUUUUUUUGUCCCCGAUGUCCUGCAUUUACUUGCGACCAUUCCAUUGUUAGCGGGCAGCAGGAAGUUCUGCUCUUAGGUUAUGAUUUGCGUCCGGCGCUGUCUGAACGUUAACUGUACAGGUUUGUCUUUGAGUUGAUCCCGCCUGUGGCUGCGCCGCGUGUGGGGUCAGCGGCAGCUUAUUUCGCCAUUGUGUCUCCCCACAUUGCUCUGAAAUCAUUUUGCGCAAGGUCACAAGGUUCAGGGGUCCAUGUUGUAUCUUUCUGUUUUUGAGUUUUAUAUUUCUGAAGGUCAUUGUUUAAAUAAAAUACGUCUUUGUGUA
Messenger RNA from Bufo gargarizans (Asiatic toad), 2798 nucleotides. It is a transcript of the gene RCC2, whose product is annotated as regulator of chromosome condensation 2. The coding region runs from base 162 to 1700 and encodes 512 amino acids. The transcript has 13 exons. The record is from RefSeq and is a predicted model, not a curated record. Lineage: Eukaryota; Metazoa; Chordata; Amphibia; Anura; Bufonidae.